AAUUUUAAUCGGAAAAAACUCUGCCAACACACACCAAACUUAAAACCGCAGUACAAUCAAGCCUUGAUUACCACAUCAACAAUCUAUUCUAAUUCCUUUCUCCUACACAAUCUUCACUUUUGUAACUUGUUCAUCUUCUUCGUUCUUGAACUUCAUCAAAGCAGUCGUAGACAUUCAAGUUUUGCUGCGGCAAAUAAUUAUGUGUGAACCAGAUUCGGAUGUUGCUAGAUGGGGUCUUGACCUUCUUGAUAUAGACCAACUUUUUAGUUCUAGUUAUUAUACUGACACUAGUCAACAUGACGUGGAGAUCAAUCAUGAAAAUUACAGCAUCAAUAGUCAACAGGAUGCAGAAUCUAGCAGUUUACAUAUUGAAGAGACAUAUCCACAUACUUUACAAGAACAAUUAUCACAACUGGCACUUGACAAAGGAACUGAAUCGUACAGUGCAGAAGGGGACCCCUGGCCGGUGUCCACUGGUAUCCAGGAUUGGUCUAGUACAUAUUAUGAUGAUUUUAUCAGACCCUCAAGUUCAUGCUCUAGCCCCGAAGAUCAAUCAUAUGAUGGAGAAGAGUUUGUUCAUACUCUAGAUAUAACCGAUGAGUUUGAACUUGAUGGAGAAGUUGGCAAGAGAUUGAACCAGAUGAUUUCUGCUCCUCAUGUGCCAAGAACUAACGGAGAUAUACCUUCUGUUGAUGAGGCGACAUCUGAUCACCAAAGACUGCUGGACAGGUUGCAAUUAUAUAACUUGGUUGAGUGCAAAGUUCAAGGGGAUGGUAACUGCCAGUUCCGUGCUUUAUCAGAUCAACUCUACCGUACACCAGAGCAUCACAAAUCUGUACGAAGACAAGUUGUUAACCAGCUUAAGUCACACCCGGAGAUGUACGAGGGGUAUGUUCCAAUGGAUUAUGGUGAUUAUCUGAAGAAGAUGUCAAAGAGUGGUGAGUGGGGAGAUCAUGUAACCUUACAGGCGGCUGCAGAUUCAUAUGGUGUUAAAAUCUUUGUCCUAACUUCUUUUAAAGAUACCUGUUCAAUCGAGAUUCUUCCAAAGGUCCAGAAGUCGGAGCGAGUCAUUUUCCUGAGUUUUUGGGCAGAGGUGCACUACAAUUCCAUAUAUCCUCGGGGAGAGCUACCGCCGUGUGAUUAUAAGAGAAAGAAAAGGUGGUGGAUCUUCGGGAAUAAGAAUUAGAUGUGCCUGCCUUGUGCGCGAAUAACUGACAAUUGACAAUAAUCUGUUUGCCGCGCCACCCUUCUCUGGUUGAGCUUUUGAGCUUCAUUCUUUUGUUUGGUUGAUAACUUUAACAUUCCUAUAUAUACUACAUCACAUUGUACAUAUGGUAUACAGUUACUAUACUUUGUUAACGAAUUAACUUGGUACUGAUAUUUCAUGUUUCUUCAAUUUCACACCUUUCGUUUCUGCUA
This is a messenger RNA of Daucus carota subsp. sativus, 1419 nucleotides long. RefSeq names its product OVARIAN TUMOR DOMAIN-containing deubiquitinating enzyme 12. The record is from RefSeq and is a predicted model, not a curated record. The coding region runs from base 200 to 1186 and encodes 328 amino acids. Gene Ontology annotation, molecular function: cysteine-type deubiquitinase activity. The transcript has 11 exons. NCBI's taxonomy places the organism in Eukaryota, Viridiplantae, Streptophyta, Magnoliopsida, Apiales, Apiaceae. Gene Ontology annotation, biological process: protein deubiquitination.